GGGAAACAGCCACAGAACUUUAUACAGUCAAUGGAUACAGCAAAAACAAGCACAGUGUCAUUAAACCCAGAGACCACAAAACCACAUCCUUCAUGUCAUGAUGCCCCAGACGUCAUCUGUUGAAUGAACCUGGCGGGGAAUAGAACAGCAUUGAUAGCUCAGUAUAUGCAGUAUAAACCAUCUUUGAAAAGUAGAGAAAAAAAAUGUUUGCUAAGACAAAUAUAGCGGCGGCCUGAUCAAAGCCUCGUUUGAAGAUUUGGAUAUGUUUGGUGUAAAAACGUCGCUAGGAGUAUUAGAGCGGUUCAAAUUUUGUUUUUGUGCUGCCAUAUGAGCAACUGAGCUGAGCUGAGCUGAUCUGAGCUGGACACUGAGUUUGUGUGUUCCUCUUUAUAAUGGCUACGUUAUACCUGGACGUUUUGCUGCUCGUCUUCUGCGGGAUUAUUCGGCAGAUAGAUGGUGUGGGCUAUGUAAGCUGUACCACGGACUAUAUCUCAACACUGAACUGUACCUGUUCAGGCUCGGAAAACACACUGCUCUGUGAGAUCCAGGCAAACUGCAGCGACGCGGCAGGUUCCACAGAUGGUAGAUGUGUCAUCAGACCACCACAUAAGUGGUGUACCAUACAGCCAGACAACUUUUUCUUGAUAGCAAACCCUGACACGUCUUGCACACUCAACGUAAGACAUGUCAAUCAACAAACCAACAGGGAAGAGUACGCUUCAAACGUCAUGUCGUUGGACCAGAUGAUUAAGCCACAGCAGCCUGCAAAUCUAACUCUUACUAAAAAUAACAACGAAUUCAACCUCUCCUGGGAGAUGGCCUAUAAAGACUAUGAAAAUGUCGACCUGUUUGGUUAUUUGAUGUACAGAGUGCGCUUAAGACCAAAAGGCAUCAUGGACGAGAAGCACUUCAAGGUGUAUAACGUUGGAGAGGACCGCAGGUACCAGGAAAUCCAGUGUGACCUGCUCUCUCCAGGGAAGGUGUACACGGUUGAUGUUCAGGCCUCAGUGAACUCCCAAAUGAAGAACCUUGAUGGUGAAACCGAAUGGAGCGAGUGGAGCGCCAGCGUCGAGUGCACCUGCCCUGGGAACUAUGAUCCUUUAUGGUACUUCUUGAUGCUGCCUCUUGUUAUUGGACUCAUUGGGUUUUUUGGGAUGUGCUACAGGGGGUUGGUUAAGAAGCCAUGUCUGUUUCAGUAUAUCCCGGACCCCUACGAUUUCUUCAAACCCCUUUAUCACACAUACCAAGGGGACUUUAAGAAAUGGGUUGGACCAGUGUUUACGUUCAGCAGCUUUGACGUGCUGGAGAAGAGCGCUCCACUGCAGGUGCUGAGUGAGAAGCAGCAAGCUGCUGCGCCGCUCCAGAUGCCUCUUCUCCGCGAUCAAGGAAGUGGAGGCAGUAGUCUAGGAGACUGGAGUCUUCUCAGCUUGAUGAACCCAGACUUCUCCAAGCGUUACUUCCUUGGAGGCAGCAGUCUUGGCCUUGCUCACUCUGGUGGCCACAUUUCCAUGGAUACCGUGACCGUGUCUGGGCAAGAGGGCGCCAUGUCAGAUUUCCAAGAGACUAAUCGGAACGCAGUUGAGGUUCCUGAUGAGGAUCCGGCGUCGGACAGCAGGGGGAGGUCAGAAGGACAGGGUUUCGAUGAUUGGCAGCUGCAGGCCAAUGAUGCAGAGAAUGGUGAAGAGCUCUCACUGGAUUCAUUUAGCUCCAACGAACACUCCGAUUACGGUUAUCCUCAAAUUGGCCUUGACUUGGACACCAUUGACAGUGGAUUCUUGGAAUCAGACUGCUCGAGCCCAGUGGGCUCCGAAUGCGAAGGAGGAGAACGAAUGGAUAGUGCUUUAUUGGGCGGCCCUGUGGGGACCCAUUCAAACUAUGUCAAGCAGUGGGUGGCUUUUGUGCCAGGCUCAGGAGAAAAUAGCAACUCUUUGUAGGAGACUUCUAUUUCUGUGAACUGCUACACUGACAGACUGUCAUGCAAAGGGUCUUGGGAACUGUCUAAAAAGUCCUCAUUGCAUGUUUAGCCAUGAAUGGCUACAGACAAAAUGACUGUUACAGGAAUGUCUAGCACAGUGGCACCUCUCCCAUGCAGAAUCAAUAGACUUGGACAUGAUGUUGACUUAAUUCUUGGUGUUUGCCUCUGCGUGAAUCCUCAAAAAGAAACUUUGAUGGUAUAAAUUUGUACAGAUUUUGUUUAAAAAAAAAAAAAGAAGAAAGCAGAAAUGUACUGGCAAAACAAGAGAUGGUAAAGAUUAUUGCCAGCCCUCAGAUAAUGUCCCACAUUGUAGUUUACUGAAGAGGAAACUGAGCAUGCAGAGAUAAAGCAACCAGGGCAUUCUUCUAAAGCGGAAAUAAUCUGAUAGUCACUGAAGUGCAAAAUAUAUCAGAUCAUAUAGGUGUACGACUAAAGUUGCUGAUCUCAGCUACUGACCUUUAUCCAUCUUUGUUUAACGCUCAGGAGAAGUAUAAAGUCACAUUAUAAUGUCAUAUCCAGCUCACUUUUCGCAGCGGAUUUGAUGUUGUUUAUCGAAGUUUAGUCCAAAUGGUAUUCAUGGCACUUAAAAACAAAAGAACAACAACGUUGAUUUAUUUGCAGUAAUCAGACAGUACCGAAGCUAAAACCGACAGAGUGUUUUUGUUUUAUAUGUACAGUAUGUGCAGUAUUAAGCUCAGCUCAUGAGCUUCGACGCCCACGAAGUGCACUGGGCACAUACUUUUACGUCACGGUAGAAGUGUCUGUCCUUUUUUAUUUAUUUCUUUUUGCAUAUCGGUGUACUAGCACUUUUUUUUUCCCGUAAACAAACUGACAAGAAAAGAAAUGUUAUCUUUCACCCAUCACAUUACGAAGCCCCAUUUAAAGCUUUUUAAUGGAAAAAAAAAGUACCAGAAAAGUCAUACAUAUUUACACUGCGAUGCAUACAGAUUUGUUUUUGAUUAUUGUUGAAUUCACUAAGAUAGAAAGUAUGUAUAAACUCUAUUUUAUUCAUGUAUGCAGAAGAUCUUGACAACAUCAUCUCAGGAUCUCUAAUGGGCCCAGUGUAAGAAUAACUAAAAGAAAGGGGACACUAAAGAGAAAUGUGGAGCGUAUUACUUAAAAAAAAAAAAAAAAAUGAGUAGUACGUUGCCUACUCUCACGUCCUACGAGUUAUUAUUUCAUGAAUUACCUUUUUUUUUUUACAUUACAAAGAAGAGAUUUCCUUCCUGAAACUCAUUUCUUUGGCUGAAAUCAAAUGCAGGUCAAUGCACUCAAAUCCAAUCCAGUCUUUAAUGUGCAAUCAAGUGUGAGAAACUCUACAGAAGGCAGCUAUACCGUUAUAAAACAACAUGACACAUUGUACAUGUCAUGUCAGGGACAAGAACUUCACCUUCCCACAAUGUUUUCAGUGUGUAUGCAAAUGAUGUGUUCCAUGUACCAUGGUAAAUGUCAUGAUGGAUUUGAAGUUACACCAAUAUUUAUGUCUCGUGUCAAUUAGCACCUGUUUACUUUGGUUUUUAUGACUAAGAGGACACUUUAUAAAGUGUAGGCACAGAACAAAAUGACUGAAUACUCUGAAAUGUUCAAAAGUGCAAAGCACCAAACCAUAUAAGAUACCUUCUUCAAUAACUGAUGAAAGAUCGGAGAUAAUUCUGAGGUUUAGGCCGGAACAGUCUGUGUAUAUAAAGCGAAGUACGCUUAUCACAGAGAGCUUAUUCAUCUGCUAAUGCUUUACCUCACAAGGUAAAUACCAUGCUUUAUUUCUAUCCUGUUUUGCAGUGAGCUUUUGUUACUCUUUUAACGUUUAUGUGUGUAUAUGCAAAAGGAAAGCUUAGUAUUACUAGUGCAUACGUUUUUAAUUCCAUGUUUUAUCUUGCUAUUUUUGUCUUUUAACUCGACUGUUACAAUGCUGAUUAAACAUUUGCCUGGAACAGUACAGUAA
Messenger RNA from Ictalurus punctatus (channel catfish), 3917 nucleotides. It is a transcript of the gene il21r.1, whose product is annotated as interleukin 21 receptor, tandem duplicate 1. The transcript is spliced from 10 exons. NCBI's taxonomy places the organism in Eukaryota, Metazoa, Chordata, Actinopteri, Siluriformes, Ictaluridae. The coding region runs from base 393 to 1934 and encodes 513 amino acids. Gene Ontology annotation, cellular component: external side of plasma membrane. Gene Ontology annotation, molecular function: cytokine receptor activity; protein binding. The record is from RefSeq and is a predicted model, not a curated record. Gene Ontology annotation, biological process: cytokine-mediated signaling pathway; immunoglobulin mediated immune response.